CCCGCUCUGUGGGUCAUGGUGCCCGCUCGCACCGACGUGCCCGCUGCGAUCCCCAGAAGCAAAGUGAAAUACUCAGCGCUCUCCUGCACUGACGAUGGACCCGUGAACCCUCAGGAGGAAACCUCGCCGGCUGAGCGCUGCUGUGAACCCCAAAGAUGCCCAGGUGUGGCGAGAUCGCGCUUGCUCCAGUUGAAGGAAAGCCCUCCGAAGACCCCUUACAAGGCCAUUGCCUGCUUCGCCCUGCAGUUUUUGAUGGGCGCCUUCCUCGUGGUCGCCGGCUGCCUCCUGCUGGCCGGCUCCGUCAGCCGAGUGGGACCCGCCCGGGCCGUGGCCGUUCUGAUCGUGGGCAUCCUGGUGCUGGUGCCCGGGUGCUACCACCUGCUCGUCGCUUGCCAAGCCCAUCGAGGCCGCCGUGGCUACUCCUACCAAGACCUUCCGGACUGUGGCGACUAGCGGAGCUUGGAGGCAUUUGGCAGCAGCUGUAGAAAUCCGUGUCGAAGGGUUAAGGAGUUCUGCAGUUUUGCAGCUACUGGCAAAACGACGGCCAGAUUUUAUAAGUCCCUGCCCAGAAUGUUAAAUGAAUUUACAAUGAGACAAACAGGAA
Molecule: messenger RNA, 604 nt
Organism: Eptesicus fuscus (big brown bat)
Lineage: Eukaryota; Metazoa; Chordata; Mammalia; Chiroptera; Vespertilionidae
Product: transmembrane protein 230-like
Exons: 1
Coding region: 16-453 (145 amino acids)
Biological process (GO): synaptic vesicle transport
Cellular component (GO): synaptic vesicle; endomembrane system
Source: RefSeq, a predicted model, not a curated record